Thelazia callipaeda (thelaziosis nematode) is the source of this 783-nucleotide messenger RNA. Lineage: Eukaryota; Metazoa; Nematoda; Chromadorea; Rhabditida; Thelaziidae. The record is from the annotation of a GenBank genome assembly.
AUGUCCACUCGACGUUCAUCGUCUUACAACUAUCAGCAAACAGAAGGCCUGUCAGGAGCUGAAUAUUUAGCUUCAAUUUAUGGUACAGAGAAAGAUAAAGUUAAUUGCUCAUUUUACUUCAAGAUAGGUGCUUGUCGACAUGGUGACAAAUGUUCACGAACUCAUCAUCGACCAUCAUUCUCGCCUACUAUUUUACUUCAAAAUUUUUACCACAAUCCUAUCGUAGAUGUGCGCCAAGCUGAUGCUUUUGACAAAGUUGGAAAGAAAAAUGAUCAGGAGCAGGCUUAUUUUGAUGCUUUUUAUGAAGAAGUAAACAGUUGUUUGUUAUUUGCAAUUUUGUACAAUGUAUUUACGGAAUUAGAAAGAAAAUAUGGUGAAAUAGAUGAAAUGAAUGUUUGCGAAAAUAUCGGUGAACAUAUGAUUGGAAAUGUAUAUGUGAAAUUUGUACGUGAAGAAGAUGCUGAAAAAGCAGUUAAGGAUCUCGAAAAUCGUUGGUUUAAUGGUCAGCCUAUAUAUGUUGAGCUGUCACCGGUCACAGAUUUUCGAGAGUCACGGUGUCGUCAGCAUGAAGUAACUACAUGUUUCAAAGGUGGAUUUUGCAACUUCAUGCAUCUUAAAGCUAUCAGUCCCCAAUUAGGAGAGAAACUGUUUGGUCACAGAGGCCGAUAUGCUGAUGAGGCAGGUCAUUACCCAGGUGUAAAACGUGAGCGACGUCGUGAAAGGUCACCUCGAGACCGGCAUCGUGAUGAUUGGAAAGAAAGAGAAUACAACAAACGGCACUAG